Bombus pascuorum is the source of this 1530-nucleotide messenger RNA. It is a transcript of the gene shrb, whose product is annotated as charged multivesicular body protein 4b. Lineage: Eukaryota; Metazoa; Arthropoda; Insecta; Hymenoptera; Apidae. The transcript has 5 exons. Gene Ontology annotation, cellular component: cytoplasmic side of plasma membrane; multivesicular body; ESCRT III complex. The coding region runs from base 153 to 818 and encodes 221 amino acids. Gene Ontology annotation, biological process: late endosome to vacuole transport via multivesicular body sorting pathway; vesicle budding from membrane. The record is from RefSeq and is a predicted model, not a curated record.
UCAUGACGUAUGUAUAUCAAUGCCUAAAGAAAAUAUGGCGAUGGUAUUUAGUUAGUGUCCUGUUCUGAUAAUUUUAUAGAAGGUGUUUGGUGUAUUUAUCGUGGUCAAGAUUGUAAUUAUAAUUUAAAUUCGGAGUAGAACUUAUUAAGACAAUGAGUUUCUUUAGUAAAGUAUUUGGUGGUAAAAAGGAACCGGUGUCUAUGUCGACAGCCGAGGCGAUACAAAAAUUGCGCGAGACGGAGGAUAUGUUGAUAAAAAAGCAGGAUUUCCUCGAAAGUAAAAUAGAGCUUGAAAUUCAAACUGCUAAGAAGAAUGGAACGAAAAACAAACGAGCUGCAAUCCAAGCCCUUAAAAGAAAGAAACGUUAUGAAAAACAGUUACAACAAAUUGAUGGUACACUUACCACAAUUGAAAGUCAAAGGGAAGCACUAGAAUGUGCAAAUACUAAUACUGCUGUACUUACUACAAUGAAAAAUGCAGCAGAUGCAUUAAAAUCUGUCCAUCAACAUAUGGAUGUUGAUCAAGUACAUGAUAUGAUGGAUGACAUAGCUGAACAGCAAGAUGUAGCAAGAGAGAUUUCUGAUGCAAUUUCCAAUCCUGUAGCAUUUGGAAAUGAUGUAGAUGAUGAAGAACUAGAAAAAGAAUUGGAAGAGCUUGAACAAGAACAACUUGAUAAAGAAUUGCUUGGUAUUGAAUCUACUGAUGAACUACCAAGUGUUCCAGCUACUGCUAUUCCAAUAGCCCCAACUAGGACUCGUACAAAAGCCAAACCAGAAGAGGAUGAAGAUUUGAAAGAGUUAGAAGCAUGGGCAUCAUAAAGAACAAGUACAUCAUUCCACCCAUUAUUGACAAGAUGAUAAGCAACAGAAUUAGCCACUGUUCCUGCACCCGCAAUGACAAUUUGCGAUUGCGAGGGUAACGUUGUAUGGGGUUGAAAUUGAAAAUUUUGAUGAAAUUUCCUACGACGUUUGCUUCUGUCUCUUUGAUUAAGUUUAAAUAUUCCAUUUUUGAAGGUUAUAUCAAUUGAAUAAUUUCUGCAACCUUUCGAGACUACUUUCUGUAGUAAUGUAACAUAAAUACAUUUUGAACUUGCGUGUUGCAGCAUUAAAUUACGUGGAAAGUAAUAACUGCGUCACUUGUUCACAUAACAUGCAAAAAACAAAGUUCCAAAAUGUCUCCACUACUAGAACGUUGGUUCUAUUAUUAAAGUUGGGAAUAUUGUGUCAUAAUGGUGUUCUUUCAAAAAUAUAAAUUAUCCUUUCAAAGGAAAAUAAGUGGCGCCGUACAUUCGUAUAAUAGCUUGAUAUGUUAAGAUUUUCAUUUAUUAAAAUUAUAAUAUUUUGGAAGCCUGUAGAUAAAAUUAUUUUUCAUACAGAUUUUUUAGUCAUUUUAAUAUGAAAUAAUUACAUAAGAUUGAUUUACUUAUAAUUUUUUGUUUUAAAAUGUUAUUGUACUUAUUUGUAAAGACAUUUAAGUUUUUAAUAAAUUUCCCGCCUAGAUGUACUUGAUCGAUAAAUCGAAAUAUUUCAA